This is a messenger RNA of Ochotona curzoniae (black-lipped pika), 831 nucleotides long. It is a transcript of the gene FIS1, whose product is annotated as fission, mitochondrial 1. Gene Ontology annotation, biological process: mitochondrial fragmentation involved in apoptotic process; autophagy of mitochondrion; mitochondrial fission. Lineage: Eukaryota; Metazoa; Chordata; Mammalia; Lagomorpha; Ochotonidae. The record is from RefSeq and is a predicted model, not a curated record. Gene Ontology annotation, cellular component: peroxisomal membrane; mitochondrial outer membrane. Gene Ontology annotation, molecular function: protein binding. The transcript has 5 exons. Bases 136 to 594 code for a protein of 152 amino acids.
GGGCAUCGCCGCUCCCGGUCCAGCGGCCCGCAUCCGGCGGACGCCGGAAACGCUUCUCCGCCCCUGCCACUGGGCCAUGGAGACUGUAGCCCAGUAGAGUGCCCUGAGAGGAAAAGCCGGGGGGCGGCGGCGGCCAUGGAGGCCGUGCUGAACGACCUGGUGUCUGUAGAGGAUCUGAUGAAAUUUGAGAGGAAGUUUAAGUCGGAGCAGGCGGCCGGCUCGGUGUCCAAGAGCACGCAGUUUGAGUACGCCUGGUGCCUAGUGCGGAGCAAGUACAAUGAUGACAUCCACAAAGGCAUCACCCUGCUGGAGGAGCUGCUGCUGAAAGGCAGCAAGGAGGAACAGCGGGAUUAUGUCUUCUACCUGGCCGUGGGCAACUACCGGCUCAAGGAAUAUGAGAAGGCCCUGAAGUACGUGCGGGGGCUGCUGCAGACUGAGCCCCAGAACAACCAGGCCAAGGAACUGGAGCGGCUCAUCGACAAGGCCAUGAAGAAGGAUGGACUGGUGGGCAUGGCUAUCGUUGGGGGCAUGGCCCUGGGUGUGGCAGGACUGGCUGGACUCAUCGGGCUUGCCGUGUCCAAGGCCAAAUCCUGAAGACGACAGCAUCACCCCCUCCGCCCCGGGGGACUCACCAGAGCCCUGGACGACAUGGACAACGUGCAGAGAGAGGGCCUCAGCCCUGCUGCCCCUAGCCUGUCCUCCCAUUCCCCACACACCCUGUCACCCUUCCCUGUGGCCUUCAGCCUCUGCCACCCCUGGGGAGACCUGUCCUUUAGCCCUGAAUCAUGUGCUCUGGGAUGAGUGUAAAUAAAUGCGCGCCAUGGCUUGGGA